Messenger RNA from Carica papaya (papaya), 1587 nucleotides. RefSeq names its product autophagy 18 B-like protein (gene ATG18B). NCBI's taxonomy places the organism in Eukaryota, Viridiplantae, Streptophyta, Magnoliopsida, Brassicales, Caricaceae. The record is from RefSeq and is a predicted model, not a curated record. Gene Ontology annotation, molecular function: protein binding.
CAGAACAUAAAUCUGCUUGUGAACUUUGACGGCUUUGACUUCUGCAAAUCCAAAACCAGCCCCCGCCUCCAUCCCCGCUUUUCUCUUCUUACUGGAGAAGCAUAACGACAAUUUACGCAAUGGCGAAUCAGUCCUCUUCGUACCCUAUUAUCUGUGCUUCUUUCAAUCAGGACAACAGUGCGUUUGCGAUAAGCACGAAGGACGGUUUCAAAGUAUUUGAUUCGAGCACCGGAAGACUCUGUUAUGAACGAGUUGUUGGAGCUUUUGUUAUUGUUGAAAUGCUGUAUGGCUCUAGUCUUCUAGCCAUCGUUGGAGCUGGUGAACAGCCAUUUUUGUCACCACGUCGUCUUUGUUUAUUCAAUACCACAACUGGGACUGCUCUUAGGGAGUUGAAUUUUUUGACUUCAAUACUUGCUGUUCGCUUGAAUAGAAAAAGACUUGUUGUUUUGUUGCAAGAAAAAACGUAUAUUUAUGACUCAAAUAGUCUUUCCAUAUUGGACACCAUUGAUACAGUUCCAAAUUUAAAAGGACUUUGUGCAUUCUCUCCUUGUCUGGACAGUUGCUUCUUGGCUAUUCCUGCAAGUACAACCAAAGGAUCUGUUUUGGUGUACAAUGUUAUGGAUCUCCAUUCAUAUUGUGAGAUUGAUGCUCAUCGUGGACCAUUGGCUGCAAUUGUUCUUUCUUCCAAUGGGAUGUACAUUGCAACAGCAUCUGAACAAGGAACCAUAAUUAGAGUUCAUCUAGUCUCAGAAGCAACUAAGCAGUCAUAUAGUUUCCGAAGGGGGACAUACCCAUCAACAAUAUUUUCCUUGUCAUUUGGACCAUCAAUGCGGCUUCCAGAUAUUCUAGUAGCCACAAGUACUUCGGGUACUCUUCAUGCUUUCUCUCUGGCAUUGGCUAUAAAUCAGAGAAGUAGAAGAUCAAGUAGUUUUCUGGGAUCAGUUUUACCCAAUUCUCUGACUGAUGCCCUGGAUCCAGCUCAUCAUCAUGUGCUUCAUAAUGCUGUUUCAGCUGGAGUCAAAAGCUGUGCAGUGGUUCGCAAGAUAGAGAAGGUUCCUGCUUCUUCCUUAUCCAAGGCUGUAGCUUGUAGGUUCACUAUCUCAGUAGUAACAUACAACGGAUAUUUCCAAGAAUACACCUUAACCAUCAACAAUCAGAACGAAGCCGUGUGGGCUUUGGAGCGCGAGUUUAAUCUUUCAACAGCGACUCAGGCACUAUCAAAGAAAUCAUGAGUAUUGGCUGCUAACUUAUUUUUUCAGCUCAGAAAGAUUGUACUACUAUUUAUAAACACUAGUUGGGUGCAAGUUCACUAAUUGUAAUUGUAGAAUAGCCUACGAGAUUGAAUUGCUUUUGGGUAUGCUUGAGAGUUGGGAAAAGAGAUUUAAGGGGUGGGAAUUCUUACAUUAUUGUUAUUAUUAUUUUGCUUGGCUGUUUAAAGGCAUUAGGGAGGGGAGAGAGAAGUAAAGAGAAAAUAAGUCAAGGUUCUCUGGUUUGUAAGUGAAGAGGAAUGUAAAUAUUUACUUAUAACUAUUUUUGUCUUUGAUAUGUUUGAUUUAUAUCGAUAUAUAAAACCAGGACUUCAAAAUA